AUGUCUCCAUCUCCCUCUGAAAAUUCGCCCUGGCCUACGCAGACACCAGCCGAUGCGGGUUCUUCUCAUUCUCGCGCACCAAAACGACGUCGAAUACACGAGCUAAUGCCCUUGAAUGCUCGGCAGAUUGUUGACCAAGACCAAGUCGAGGAAGCCGAAUACAAUUGCGAGGUUAACUCUGGCAACGAUGUCAUUUCGUGUUUUCCUACAGCAGAUUCCGUUUUUCCUCAGCAUCAAUGGUCGACCUUCGUCUGGAACUCUGGUCUCCCCGAAUUCACUCAGACGAAUGAAGUCAAUGUCUAUCUUUUCCGUGCAGAUUCUCGAGAGCAGCUGCUUUUCUUCCCCAAUCAAACGAACCCCAGGAAUCAAGCCGGUUCCCUCACUGCUCAAGUGAACGACACAUGGUUUGGAACUGCAGGCGAGGAUUGGAGUGGCUCAAAUCUAACAUACACCUUUUACUGGGUCGUUACGCGGAACGAUACAGAGUUGGAUGGCUCAGAAUUGACCCAAACUCACUUUACUGCCGUUCAAACGACGUAUGCCGACUCCGUUCUUGCGACACUGUCCUCGACGUCCUCCACAUCAUCAUCAACCUCAUCAACGAGAUCAUCAUCCUCAUAUACCAGUACAUCGACAGCUUCAUCAGCGUCUGAGUCUGGCAGUGGGAGCUCAAGCAGUGUCAGUGGCAAUGGCAAUGUCCAGUCUGGUGCAAGCGACUCCAACUUCCCACACUGGGCCAUCGCCGUCAUUGUCGUUCUGGGCUUCCUCGCCAUCGCCACAUCAUGCAUACUCGCAUUUUUCAUCCUCCGACGGAUACGCCGGCGUAACGCCGAACUCGAAUCCAACCGAAACUCUAUGGGCUCUUCAUCACCGAUGAUGGCGCAUGUAGGCAAUUCUCCUGGUUCGCCUCUCCUGGCCGCCGCUGCGGGCGAACCACAAAGUUCUGUCGGGCACGGGCAACGUGCUCCGAGCAUAGUAUCGCCCGAUGGGGCAUCAACGGUGUCAGGAAGCGCAGGCGAUGCAGGUCCGUUUUCCGGCGCAGAUGCAGCAAUAAUGGCGGAUGCUUUCAGGAAAGCGCUGCGGAAGCCUGACUUCAUGGACGUGGCCGUAGAAGAGGGGGACAGUCCUGGAAAUAAUGACAGACAGGGCGAACUGCUGAAUAGGGAACUAGCUGACGAGGGACGUGACAUACGGAGCGUAAGCUCAUCAAGAGGCGUGCGAGUGGAGACGAUGAGUGACAGUGGUGACACCGUGCAGGACAAUCCACACUGA
Guyanagaster necrorhizus is the source of this 1272-nucleotide messenger RNA. RefSeq lists its product as uncharacterized. NCBI's taxonomy places the organism in Eukaryota, Fungi, Basidiomycota, Agaricomycetes, Agaricales, Physalacriaceae. The record is from RefSeq and is a predicted model, not a curated record. The transcript has 4 exons. The coding region runs from base 1 to 1272 and encodes 423 amino acids.